Messenger RNA from Triticum dicoccoides, 844 nucleotides. RefSeq names its product heavy metal-associated isoprenylated plant protein 27-like. NCBI's taxonomy places the organism in Eukaryota, Viridiplantae, Streptophyta, Magnoliopsida, Poales, Poaceae. Bases 108 to 587 code for a protein of 159 amino acids. The transcript has a single exon. The record is from RefSeq and is a predicted model, not a curated record. Gene Ontology annotation, molecular function: metal ion binding.
UCAUUCUCACCUCGUCGUUCGAACUUCUAAUCAAUCUUCUCAGAGCUAUAGCUUGUAGCCUUGAGCUGCCCUGCUUGCCGCUCGAUCCAUCUUCAGGUCAGGUGAGGAUGGGCAUCCUGGACGCGGUGUCGGACAUGUGCGCGUGCCCGACGGUGCGCACGCGGCGGCACAUCAAGAAGCGGCCGCAGCUGGAGACGGUGGAGAUGAAGGUCCGGAUCGACUGCGAGGGCUGCGAGCGCCGCAUCCGCAAGGCCGUCGACGGCAUCCGCGGGGUCACCGGCGUCGAGGUGCUCCCCAAGCAGAACAAGGUGGCCGUCACCGGGUACAUCGACGACCCGGCCAAGCUGAUGCGGCGGGUGGCGCGCAAGACCGGCAAGAAGGUGGAGCCGUGGCCGUACGUGCCCUACGACGUGGUGCCGCACCCCUACGCCCCCGGCGCCUACGACAAGAAGGCGCCCCCGGGCUACGUCCGGAACGUGGUCGCCGACCCCGACGCCGCGCCGCUCGCCAGGGCCUCCUCCACCGAGGUCAAGUACACCUCCGCCUUCUCCGACGAGAACCCCAACGCGGCAUGCGCCGUCAUGUAGUCGGUGCUCGUACGUAGCCAUCUUUUAGCCAGGCGCCCAGGCUUAAAGCUUGUAGGUCUCUGUAUUUUUUGGAGGUCGUCUGUAUAAUUAUUUUGUACGUACGUAGUACUGAAUCCACAAAGUGAAAUUGUAAAUUACUUGCUUAUAUAUUGCCUUCGUAGCUAGUAGUUCGCUUGGUACAGUAGUUUGUGAUUUUGAACCAGGGGAUUCAGUUCCCUGAUUACUGUAAGAUACUACUAUAUACUUUAAUGAACUUC